AGUCAAUGCUAUAAAGCUUACCCAGACAUGACCUUGUUGCCAAUGGAGAAAUGUUUGGAAAUUUUCACAUGAAGAUAGGCAAACCAUGUCGGUUGUCGAAACUACAAGGUUCAUCAGGUUUCGAGACUCUAAUAAUGCAUGGAGAUACAACUUCUUUUUAACUUUUUCAAAGUCGUUAUCAAAGUUCGAGUGCAUAAUGAUUCCAGUCAUGAUGCCCGAAAUUCAGAUGUCUUUGAUUUCCCUUCUCUUCAUUUCCGUCUGGGUAUGCACUGUAUCUUCAAUAACAAUCUUAGAGGGUCCAACCAACACUGCAAGUGACCUAGGUACAUAUGCUAGACUAACAUGUCGAGUAGCAGAUCAAGGAAGCGAGCCCGUCCGAUGGUUUCGGAUUGACAACAAAAGCAUCAUCAGUACCGACAGCAAGAUCAUCAAGCGUGCCCUUCGGAGAAGACUGAGGAUCGAAGGCAACACGUUAUUAGGAGAGUACCAUCUUGUCUUUCGACAGGUGACUCGCAGCGAUAACGGUACAUAUGCCUGUGGUGUGUAUUCAACUGAAACCAGGCAAACGAUAAUGUCUCCUCCGGUGUCUUUGAUAGUCGUUGAGCAACCAACGUGUAGCCUAUCGUCCUCAGAGUCACUUGCACCAGGAGUGACUGUCACCCUUUCCUGUGCUUCCCAUAAUCCGGGCCUUGAUGUGAGCUUGUCGUGGCACAGACCUGCAGAACCUGAACAAGUAAUCUUCGGGUCUACAAACGUCAAUCAAACAGGCAAUACUCGAUACAGUCAACUUAACAUCACACUUAGACCAACUGACUUCGGAGAAAGUUAUAUGUGCAAAGAGGCAUCAUUGAUAGAACCUACCUUCAGCAAGGCGUGUACCAUUACCCCUCUCGAGACAAAUGUUCCUGUGAUUCUUUUUCCAAAGCAGAUGCAAGCAGUGCAGGGUCAGGAUGUUUCAUUCAGAUGCAUCAUAGCUAGUAAGAACCCUCUUACCUACGAAUGGUAUAUCAAUGGAUUGAGAGAUUAUAAUGCCAGAAAGGACAAGUAUCUCUUCUCUCCCGUCACUUUGGAUCACAACAACACCAGAGUGGAAUGUAGAACCCGUGAUGAUAUCGCACAAAUGACCGGAAACGCCAGUUCAAUUCUGUACGUCUACCCUAAGAAUAUUCCAUCUGUGACCACAGAAGCGGUUGUUGAAAGAUCGCAAGAUUCAUCCAGUGUGACACUGGAUACCCACUUUAUUGGCGUUCCACAAGGCAAGACGACGCAAUCUACCGCAGAUAAAGUGACAAGCGAUUCACAAGCAGCCACAUCGCCUGAAAUACAAGAUACUGUAAAACCUGUGACGAAGGAACCCUCGGUGAAUACAACUGUCAAUAAUGCAAUUCUAAGAUCUCCAAUACCCCCAUCCAAUGUUGCUCGUGAUGACCUUCCAUCUGGCCUUGGAAGCACUAGUGAGAACAAGUGGUCAAAUAUGAUGGUUCCCGUAAUAGCCAUUGGAUCGGUCAUCGCAGUCCUCCUUGUGUGCGUCAUCGUUGUUCUCUUGCUCUUUCUUGUUCGUCAAAAUCGUGUCGCCCAUGGCAGUACGGCCGACAAAGACGACUCUCGUAAAAGUGACAUUCACAUGGAUGAACUUCGACAUCCUGAUGUGUCACCUGCCAACAGAACGUUAAAUAGCGAGAGUACCGAGAUGGAAUGCGAUGAUGCAGAGUGUUUAGGACCAAAGUAUUUUACAUUGGAACCGGGGAAACGAAAAGUACGUCGUCUUGAACGCACAUGUAGUCACAUGAUCAUGAACGACUCUGCGUCAGAGUACAACGUUCUGCGCAGGGAUGCAAGCCUGAGGACACCAGCAGGAGUUCAAAUGAAUGACUAUGUGCGGCCGGAUUCGCAAAUCUCCACAGGUGAUGGAGACAUGAGUACAGUCGCAGCUUAUGCCAUAACAGAUGUAACCCUAGGAGGCGGAACGUCAUCUUUGCGAAGGAGCAAGAGCUGCUUAAGACCGUUACCCGCUGCGCCUAUCGAGGCAAUUAUGAACAGAAGUCAUUACAACAUUCCCAGAGACGCGUUCGCGAAGGGGUCAAGCGCAACUGAAAGUAGUGGGGACAGUGUGACAAUGUCAGUUGUACGACGUGUCAUGUCGGAUACGAUACCUGGUGCGUACAGGAGAUCUCAAGUAGCUACAGCCUUCUCACCCGCAGGUGAUGAAUACGCCGAGAUUGAUACUCCACCAAGAGCUUCUUCACCCAUUAACUUCUUCACCCAUUCUCGCCCGAACUCACCGGACACCUUGCAGGAGAAUGGCCUCCAAUCUGUCAAAGACUUUGCCCUGUCUCUAGCCAGUAGUUACGAGAGUGGUUACGAUGCCGCAAGCAGUGAUGAUGUCAUGGAUUGCGACAUGUCAUCACCGUACGCGACCAUAGACGUCCUUGAGCAGAAGGAUCAGUCAACGUUACCAGAGCAAACUAUCGCGGAAUCAAAUUUGGGCAAGGAAGCUGAACCUAAAAAGAUGCCAGUUUAUGCCAAAAUUAAGAGAACACGCGGGACGCAGGUGGAAGAUAAAAAUAUUGAUGAUGACAAUGAUUUGUUAAGUGAGGUCGUUUGCUGAAACUAUAUAUAUAUAUAGCGCUUACGCAAAGUAUAAUAAAACGUAAUUACAUACUUCGAGAUUGAAUUACAGACGAUGAUCGGUACAAGAUGAUGGUGAAGUUCGUCAACGAAUAUCCAAUAGCGGCCUGCUUUUGGAUGGAUUCGGAAUCCAUGAACCGUCUGGUAAAGACGUAUCGGAAAAGACUAGCAGUUAACACGGUACUUUGUGUAAUGAUUGUAUAUUUUGAGUUUUUUACGUGUUUGUUAGAUCAACUUUUGUGAGUAUCAAUCAAUAAUAAGAUACGAAGUUGGAGUCCUUAUCGAAUAUCUUCCAUCAUUCCUCUUAUGUAUGGCAUGGCCGUAGUAAUUGAUAACGGAUAGGGGUCGCUUCGUUACGGCAACUUUCUGUAAAGAUGAUACUAUUUAACGUGUACGAUGUUGCUAGGGCUAUUCAGACUUUGUAAAAUCAAUUCGAAAUUGUUAUUUGGUAAAUAUUAAUACUUUACGAAAAGAGAGCAACCGAAAGAUCAAAGCGAUCAAAUAAUUGUUGAGACGUCCUGUAGCGUAAAAGAAAUAAGUUUUCUUUCACAAAUCGUGUGCAAAUUCGUCCUGCAUGUUGGGAUAUUAAACUAUUUGAUUCUGUGAAUCUAUUUAUGGGCUUUCACUUAUCUCUAUCAAUUAGAACUCUAUAUUAAUUUGUUAGACAUAGUUUUAAUCUUUGUGUCCUCGGUGGUGUAUCAUAAUGAGAUCA
Molecule: messenger RNA, 3340 nt
Organism: Lytechinus variegatus (green sea urchin)
Lineage: Eukaryota; Metazoa; Echinodermata; Echinoidea; Temnopleuroida; Toxopneustidae
Exons: 2
Coding region: 86-2608 (840 amino acids)
Source: RefSeq, a predicted model, not a curated record